Microthlaspi erraticum is the source of this 1446-nucleotide messenger RNA. Lineage: Eukaryota; Viridiplantae; Streptophyta; Magnoliopsida; Brassicales; Brassicaceae. The record is from the annotation of a GenBank genome assembly.
AUGAAAAUCGAGCUAGUGUUCAUACCAUCUCCGGGCAUCGGACAUAUCCGAUCAACAACAGCAAUAGCAAAGCAUCUCGUAGACAGCGACGACCGCCUCUCCAUCACUCUCAUCGUCAUCCCUUCACAAUUCUCCACCGACACUUCUUCCUCUUACCCGGAGUCCCAAGGCCGUCUCCGUUACUGCCUCCUCCCUGCCGGAGAUCAGUCAACAGAAGAACAUACCUUCAUUUCUUACAUCGAGAGCCAUAAACCACACGUCAGAUCCACCGUCUCCGAACUCUCUCGCAAGAUCUCGACACAGGGAAGUCGCCUCGCUGGAAUCGUCGUUGACAUGUUCUGCACGUCAAUGAUGGACAUCGCCGAUGAGCUCAACCUCCCGGCUUAUAUCUUCUACACGUCGAACGUUUCCUAUCUCGGUUUGCAGUUCCACGUUCAGUCUCUUUACGACGAGAACAUACUCGACGUGAGUGAGUUUAAGGACGACUCGGAAGCUGAGUUUGACGUUCCCACUCUGACUCGGCCUUUUCCGGCCAAGUGUUUGCCUUCGGUGAUGUUUCGCAAAGAGUGGUUUCCGUAUGUUUUGGCCCGAGCAAGAUGUUUGAGAGAAGUAAAGGGUAUUUUGGUAAACUCAGUGGCAGAGAUGGAGCCUCACGCGUUGAAGUUCUUUUCCGGCGGGAACGGUACUCCUCCGGUGUACACGGUGGGACCUAUUUUAGACCUCAAGGCCGACGGCAGCGGCAGCGAUUCCGAGGAUGAGAAGAAAACAGAGAUUUUGCGUUGGCUAGAUAAGCAACCGCCAAGAUCGGUGGUGUUCCUAUGCUUUGGGAGCUUGGGAGGCUUUGGUGAAGAACAAACGAGAGAAAUCGCUGUGGCGCUCGAGAGAAGCGGCCACCGGUUUCUCUGGUCGCUCCGUCGCGCUUCUAAUGUGGAACACAUGGUGGGAUCUCCUCCUGAUGAAUUCAAGAACUUGGAGGAGAUUCUUCCGGGGGGGUUUUUAGAGCGGACGUCGGAGAUAGGAAAGAUUAUUAGUUGGGCUCCACAAGUUGCUGUGCUUGAGAGUCUCUCGGUGGGAGGAUUCGUGACGCACUGUGGAUGGAACUCGAUUCUCGAGAGUUUGUGGUUCGGUGUUCCGACAGCGGCCUGGCCGAUCUACGCUGAGCAACAGUUUAACGCGUUUCAGAUGGUGGAGGAGCUUGGUUUAGCGGCGGAGAUCCGGAAGGAUUACCGGAGAGGUUUUUUGGCGGGGGAGGCUAAGAUGGUGACGGCUGAGGAGAUAGAGAGAGGGAUCAAGGAUGUGAUGGAUCAGGACAGUGACAUGAGUAAGAGGCUGAAGGAGAUGAGCCGUAAGAUUCACAUGGCGUUGAUGGACGGUGGAUAUUCGAGUGUUGCUCUAAAGAAGUUUGUUCAAGACGUGGUCGAAAACAUUCGAAAGGAAUUUGUUUAG